AUGUUGGUGUGGACAGCGGUCCUGCUGCUCGUGUAUCGGGUCGCUAGUGAAGAACUACAGAUUGUCUGGAUGGUGCCAAACAACCACCCGCUCUACAACAUAUCUACCAGCAUUGGACCACUGGCUAUGGCGUUAAAACGUAUAGAGGAAGAACAAAUGUUACCUGGUUAUAUUCUGAAGUUAACAUUUGGCAUCAGUUUAUCUGACUGUUUUAGCAUUACGUGGCUCGAUUCCGCCUGCAGCAGCCAGAUGAGUAUAGGUCGUCUGACGGAGUACCUGUUACUACACGACCACAUCGACGUGAUCAUAGGACCACCGUGUGUUAACGCAUUGCAACCAGUGGCAAACUUAGCUGGAUUUUACGAUAUACCGGUUUUUACGUGGAUGUCGAGGGAGCAUACAGUAGACGACAAAUCCAUAUACGAUACGUUAGUCCGUACUAGACCUCCCAUUACGUCACUGGGUAAGACAAAUCCACUGUACAUGUUCUAUUCAAUCAGUGAGAAAUUCAACUGGAGUCGAGCAGCCAUAUUGUAUACGGACGAAGUGCCGAACACAAAAACAUUAGCGCUCGCUAUGAUUACGAAGUUUACUGAAGACAAGGAAUUUAACCUGGUCAACCAAUACGUAGUGUCUUUGCGUGCUACAGAUAACGACUUGCGCGAGAUUUUCGAGUCUAUCAAGAAGAAUGCACGAAUUAUUUUCUUAAUGAUACCCAGACCAGAACUGCGGCGAUACAUGUUGGCGUUUCACGAUCACGGGAUGACCAAUGGCGAGUACCAGUAUUUGUUUACGGAGAUGGAUUUGGCCGAGUUUAACAUUAUCUACAACGAGACGUUAUGGCGGGGACAGGACGGCCGUGACGAUGAUGCUCGCACUGCGUUUGGGAGCCUGCUGUAUUGCAAUCAAAGUCUAUCAGGGGAGGUGUUUAUGAACGGUGUGGGCGAUCGUUUCCCAAGCUUCGUCGUGUGGGAUCUAGCUCGAGACGGCACGUUCCAGAUGGUCCUCUCACUCAACUACACGCCAGGACAGCCCGGUGCAAAUGUUCGAUACAAUAAGGUUGAGUUCCUGCUUUUACUGACGGUUGUACAAUAUCGUGACAUAAUAUGGGGAGAUGGUCGUAUCAGUUCGGAGUAUAUUCCAUCAGAUAUUCCUGAUUGCGGAUUUUAUAACGAGUUUUGUCCACCUGAUAAUGGAUCUAUAAUAUUACUAGCGACUACGAUAUCAAUAGCUUUGGCUCUUAUCAUCACUGCGGCAGUCGUAAUAGGAAGGUGGUGGCGUCGCGAGCAGGAAAUAUAUCAGAUGGCUUGGAAUGUUCCACUUUCUGAACUCGAUUUCAAUUUUAGAAAGACCCGAAGGAGAUCGCUCAUGUCUAUGGGUACGGAGAGCGUUGUGAGUGACUCUGUCUCCACCUAUGCCGGCAGUUCAACCCUCGGCUCCUACGGCUUGGUGAUCGCCGGCGCCUCACUGUUUUCUUUAAAACAUCCAAAUCUGGCUACUCUAGCCGGAAUGUGCCUAGAAGACGAUAAGAUUGACGUAUUGUGGGAAUACUGUAUGAAAGGAAGUCUACAGGGUUUAGGAUAUAUCCAUGGCGGACCAAUAAAGUAUCAUGGUAGUCUGAAGAGCACAAACUGCGUCAUAGACAAUCACUGGGCGUGCAAGUUGACAGAUUUUGGUAUGAUGUCAUUAAAAAAGGAUGAGCUUCUCGAAACGGAAUUUGACGAGAAUGAAAAGUAUACGAGAUUGUUCUGGAUGGCCCCUGAGUUGGUUCGCCUCAUCCUACUGCAGAUGCCCUACAUCAUGACCCAGCAGGCGGACAUUUACGCGUUAGGAGUGAUACUGAAGGAACUGGUCUGCCUCAAUCGCCCAUAUGCUGAGAAGGAAAAUCUCACCCCAAAAGGUUGGUUUUCUUUACAUAGAUCGUGCAGCACGUGGCUCACCCCGUGGGCGACGUGA
Molecule: messenger RNA, 1956 nt
Organism: Gigantopelta aegis
Lineage: Eukaryota; Metazoa; Mollusca; Gastropoda; Neomphalida; Peltospiridae
Product: atrial natriuretic peptide receptor 2-like
Exons: 15
Coding region: 1-1956 (651 amino acids)
Biological process (GO): receptor guanylyl cyclase signaling pathway; protein phosphorylation; cGMP biosynthetic process
Molecular function (GO): peptide receptor activity; ATP binding; guanylate cyclase activity
Source: RefSeq, a predicted model, not a curated record